Molecule: messenger RNA, 2726 nt
Organism: Neltuma alba
Lineage: Eukaryota; Viridiplantae; Streptophyta; Magnoliopsida; Fabales; Fabaceae
Product: cationic amino acid transporter 2, vacuolar
Exons: 14
Coding region: 357-2285 (642 amino acids)
Biological process (GO): amino acid transport; transmembrane transport
Cellular component (GO): membrane
Molecular function (GO): amino acid transmembrane transporter activity
Source: RefSeq, a predicted model, not a curated record
UAGGUAGUGAUAGGCCGAACCGAAUAAUGAGAAUAUAAAGGGGAAUGAAAACCGAAGGAGACCACUGGAUGAAGAUAACGACUUUGAACUUGAUAAAGAACUCCCACCAGCCGUCGUCAUCGUCGACGUUCACGUCCUUCUCUUUUGGCGGGUAGGAAGAAAGAGCAAGACAAAAGCAAGCCUAGAUUAUUGCUCCAUCUCCCUGACGAUACUGUCUCUUUCCUUCUGAGAGUGAGACCUGAGCAGAUUGUGCCGGGAACGUGGGCUGGCAGACCCAUAAGAUUUUAGGAGAAAAGCGAUCAUUUCCAUAUACUGUAACUGUAUUCCUUGUUGGAUAAACUCUGUUUUAAUUUUUUAUGGGUGUGUCGACUGAUUCUUCGGAGGGAGGGAGUCAUGGAGGAGAGGGUUCUUGGAGUUCAUUGAGCUUUUUGACUAGAAGGAAGCUGGUGGAUUCUGCUCACAAAAAGACUGAGGGUCAGCUUGCCAAGGAGUUAUCUGUUCCCCAUCUGAUUGGAAUCGGUGUUGGUGCGACAAUUGGUGCUGGAGUCUACGUUCUUGUUGGAACAGUCGCUCGAGAACAUUCUGGACCCGCCUUGGCCUUUUCUUUUCUCAUAGCUGGACUAGCGGCUGCUCUUUCAGCGUUUUGCUACGCAGAGUUGGCUAGUCGUUGCCCUUCUGCUGGAAGUGCAUAUCACUAUUCAUAUAUAUGUGUAGGAGAAGGUGCUGCAUGGUUGAUUGGAUGGGCCUUGAUACUGGAAUAUACAAUUGGUGGAGCAGCUGUUGCUCGUGGCAUAUCUCCUAACAUGGCUGCAUUUUUUGGAGGUAUGGAUCAUUUGCCCUUCUUCUUAGCCCGUCAGCAUAUUCCUGGUACUGAUAUUGUUGUGGACCCAUGUGCUGCAAUUGUGGUACUUAUUAUUACUGGACUCUUGUGCGUUGGCAUCAAGGAGAGUACAACGGUACAAGGCAUAGUCACAUCAGUAAAUGUGUGCGCCUUGAUUUUUGUCAUAGUGGCUGGUGCUUACUUGGGAUUCAAGUCUGGAUGGGUUGGAUAUGAACUUCCUUCGGGUUAUUUUCCCUUUGGCGUUGAUGGAAUGCUUGCCGGUUCUGCAACAGUCUUCUUCGCAUAUAUAGGUUUUGAUUCUGUUGCCAGCACUGCUGAAGAGGUGAAAAAUCCUCAACGAGAUUUGCCACUGGGUAUUGGGGCUGCACUGUUUCUUUGUUGUGCAUUGUAUAUGAUGGUCUCCAUCGUUGUUGUUGGCUUAGUGCCUUAUUAUGCAAUCAAUCCUGACACCCCCAUAUCCUCUGCGUUUGCAAACCAUGGGAUGCAAUGGGCAGCUUACGUGAUAAAUGCUGGGGCUUUUACAGCUCUUUGUGCAUCAUUGAUGGGUGGUAUACUUCCCCAGCCCCGAAUUUUGAUGGCUAUGGCAAGGGAUGGGCUGCUGCCACCAUUUUUUUCAGACAUUAAUAAGUUCAGCCAAGUUCCCGUUAAGAGCACAGUGGCUACUGGCCUUGUAGCUGCAAUCUUGGCGUCUUUGAUGGAUGUCUCUCAACUGGCUGGGAUGGUUAGUGUGGGGACGCUUCUUGCGUUCACCACGGUUGCAGUAUCUAUAUUAAUAUUAAGAUACAUCCCUCCAGAUGAAGUCCCAUUACUGCCUUCUCUUGAGGAAUCAAGUGAUUCGGUACCAUCCAAAAGCCGUUGGAUUAGUGAUGACAGAUAUGAUAAACAUGGAGAGGCAAAUAUUUGUACCUCUGAGGACAUCAAACCUGUAGUUACCAAAGAGGAUAUGCCAAUCGACUGUCCUCUUCUUUCUCGGCAUUUUGCCAUAGGCAACUAUAUAGAUGAAAGUAAUAGGAGAAAAAUCGUUGGGUGGGUGAUAGCACUUACAUGCUUAGGGGUGUUUAUCCUCACAUAUGCAGCUUCCGAUUCAAGUAUUCUCAGAGCUGUUCGUUUCACAUUUUGUGGAGUGGGUGGCAUUCUUGUUCUUUCCGGUCUCAUAUUCCUAACCUGCAUAGAUCAAGAUGAUGCAAGACACAAUUUUGGGCACUCUGGAGGUUUCAUUUGCCCGUUGGUGCCACUGCUGCCUGUAGCUUGCAUUCUCAUCAAUUGCUACUUGCUUAUUAAUCUUGGGGCUGCCACGUGGGCUCGUGUGUCAAUAUGGCUUGCCAUAGGAGUACUUGUUUAUGUUUUCUAUGGCCGAACCCACAGUUCUCUAAGAAAUGCAGUUUAUGUCCCAGUAUCCCAUAUGGAUGAUAAGUUUCGUGCCUCCUCGAGCUGUCUAGCUUAAACCUGCACGAGAAUUUCAGCCAAACCCUCAUGAAAAAUUUCGUCUCCACGAUGUGUGUAAUUGCAAUUGCUGUACAGAAGAUGCAUCUCAAGUUUCUUAGCUUGAGUAAUCAAUAGUUUUACAUUUUAGACAAUGUCCCUAUUGUAAAUUUUACUUGGCUCAUCAUGGGGAAGGAGCCGGUGGCGUAAGCCUGUCGCUUGUGUAUUGCCGUGGGUGGGGUGAACUUGCGAGCUUGUUCAAAGUUCAAACAGCUAAAGGGGUAUUUGAAUAGAAAUCUAAUUAUGAUUUCAGAAGCGAUUAUGUGGAAAAAAAAAUUGUCUCAAUUUGUGUAAAAGUAUUUUUUUUAAUUCCAAAUACCCCUUAAAUAUAAUUUGUAAAUUCAAAUUGGGUUCCACUCUUCAGGAACUAAUGAGACAUCUCUGUGUUCUCUCUCUGUUCAAA